Molecule: messenger RNA, 910 nt
Organism: Diabrotica virgifera virgifera (western corn rootworm)
Lineage: Eukaryota; Metazoa; Arthropoda; Insecta; Coleoptera; Chrysomelidae
Product: protein takeout-like
Exons: 5
Coding region: 118-843 (241 amino acids)
Source: RefSeq, a predicted model, not a curated record
UAUUAUUAAAUAUAAUUAUUAAAUAUAAAGUUAAGGUCAAAAAUUAAGCUAUUUAUUGCUUCAAGAAUCAAGUGUAUCACACCAGUUUUCCCAGUUUGUAUCAGUAUCUCAUUAAAAAUGCAAUUGUUUUUCUACUUAUUUUUAUUCGGAUCGGUUAAUGUGGCAAUAGGCAGAAAGUUACCCGACUUCUUAGAACCAUGUCAACAAUCAUUGAAAGAAGUUGGACCCUGUAUAUUGAAAAAUGUAGAACUUGUUAGACCUCGACUUCCAAAUGGUAUUCCAGAAUUACUCAUUCCAGCAACGAAGCCACUUACAUUAGCAGAAGCAACCUUAAAAACAAGCGGAUUUGUGAUUACGUUUACCGACAUUAAAGUAUUCGAUUUAGAUAAAAUUGAUGUUAAGGAAUUUCAGUUCAAUACAGAGACCUUAAAAAUAAAAAUUUCUGUAGUAUUUCCGGCGCUUGUAGGAAUAAGUAAAUACAAACUAAAAGGAAGAGUAUUAGUGCUAGACGUUGAUAGUUAUGGUGACUUCUAUGGAAAUUUCUCAUCGACGUCUGCUACUGUAGAAGGACAAGGAAAGUUGGUCACGAAAAAAGGAAAACAAUACUUGAAUAUCGAUGAUGCUUCCAUUGAUGUAUAUGUUGAAACCGCAUUCGUUAGUUUUGCUAAACUUUUUGGUGAUAAUGAGGAAUUAACUAUAAAUGCAAAUAAAAUUAUAAAUGAAAAUAUUAGAGAAAUUCUUGACGAACUACAUCCAAUAUCUGUACAAACUAUUAAAGGUGUGCUCUUAGGAAUUGCUGGUCGUAUUUUCAACAGAUUUUCUUUUGCAGAAUUAUUUCCUUAACUAAUACUUACAUAUUAUUGUUUUAUAAUUUUAUUCUUACGUAUAAUAAAGCUGCUUUAUUUAAUAA